CCUCCCCUUCUUUUCAGAUCCGAGACUCCUAUCUACCACCAGCAAUAACCUAAUAUCUCUCGUCCUUUCCUCUGGUUCUUCCCGUAUCAGCCUUAUAAAAGCCGGGGCUUGCACGGAUCCGAGCGGGGUGAAGAACUGGAUCGGCCGAAAGCUUAACCUCGUCAUAAGUCAGCCUGAACUAAACUCACUAACAAUCAACCCCCCGUGGACCCUCCCGCCCACAAGUUCCGCAACUUCCCCUAGUUGCGCGACCUCCCAAGGCAACCUCUUUUUUUUUUUUUAAAGUUUGGUUUCCCUUUUCCUUUAUUUUUAUUUUUAUUAUUUUGUUUGUCGGUUAAUGUUUAUUUUAUUCCUUUAUGAAGAAGGGGCGCACGCCAUUGUUUCAUUAUCCUACUUUAUGUUUUGGCUGUCAUCUCGAGGAUCAGUCAACUUUUACUCCCGUGGACUUCCCCCGUGUUAGGUCUUUUGGCGUGAGGUGACCUGCAUCCCUCCUGCGUCCGCUGCUGAUCCACCCACCCCAGCGCUGGUGGCAACAACAACAACAACAACACCCGGACGGCAACAACGAUACAAGACAGCCCCUCAUGGAAGAAAUACACCCCCAGGGACGGCCGCAGCAUCAUGUUGACAAGUAUGCGCCGAAAAUUCAUGACAAGACCGAGCAACUACAGGACCAGGCAGCCACUAUGAAAGCUGCUUUGCAUAGCGACGGGGCGCAACACGAACCCGCAGGUGGAUUUGAUAGCACCCCGUUUCCCCACGCGCCUGCAGGACACACCCUCAAAUUUACCUUUCAUCGCGGGAUCAACCUCCCGUGUGCGGAUUUUGGCCGUUUCACCUCGGACCCUUACAUCCUGGCCCAAAUGAUGGUGGACCUCCCUCAGCGGCAUAAACAGGACCCAAUCCUCACCUUUCGCACGCCUACGGUACGCAAAAACAGAGAUCCUGUUUGGGACAGCGAGUGGAUUGUCGCCAAUGUCCCCUCUUCGGGAUUUAAGCUUCGCUGCUGUGUGUUUGAUGAGGAUGCGGCGGAUCACGAUGAUAAGCUAGGCAAUGCCUACGUCGACGUGGGUUCGAUCGGCGAGGGCUGGUCUGGGAUCCAUGAGCAAACCUUCAAGGUCAAGAAACGUUCAGGCAGCAAACGCGUGUAUCUCUUCGGGAAUAUCGCCGCUCUGGCUUCGGGACGCCUGGAUGUUGGUUCCCACGUCGUGGUGAGCGUGGAGUAUCUAGGGAGAACUCCGGGGACCGAAGGAGCCCAAAUGUACACGCUGGGACCGAACUACUGGUUCAAGCAUUUCUCGCCCAUGAUCGGAAGAUUGACGGGGACCAAAGAUGAACUUCAGAACCAUAACGGUCAGAAGAAUGUCUCUCGCUAUAAUUUCCAGGCGAUUCAGAUUCAGCUGAGGGGACCUGUUCCCUCGGAGCUGUACCAUCGUUAUGUCGAAUUCAGACCAUUUGUUGCGGGCAUGUUCACGUCGCAGAGUCUACGAGGGCGGAUCCUCAAUCGGGCUCUGCACCACCAGCACCAACGGAUAUACAAUUUCGAUAGGACGACACUCCAUGAUCAAUUGCCGUCGCCGUGUACUGAGCUUACUCAGAAGUUCCUAGAAUUUGUCCAAUAUGCGCAAGGUGGUCGGAUCUUCACCUAUGUCCUCACUCUCGAUGCCCAGUUUCGCUUCACCGAGACCGGAAAGGAGUUCGGGGUCGACUUGCUAAGCAAGCACACCAUGCAUAGCAAUGUGUCCAUCUACAUCGCGUAUUCGGGGGAGUUUUUCCUUCGUCGGCGCAAGAACCGCCAGAAGCACCAAUCCGCUGCGUCACCAAUCUCGGAGACCGAAAUCCCCGUGGAGGAAUCGCCAGAAUCUCCCGAAGUCUCCACAGAUCCGGACGAUUAUGAACUCUACAUCGACAACGACAGCGGGACCUACCGACCGAAUGGCCAGUGCCUUCAUUUGCUCAAACAGUUCAUUUCCGCGAACUUCCCUGGCCUCCACGUCACCACUCUGGAUUGUCAGGACGACGCCGAACGGAUGGCAGAAUUGAAGGAUGAGCAGAGAGAGUUCAAGAAGAGCGAGAGCGGACAUAUGACUUUCCUCCAGCAAAGCAGCACUUCGUCGCUUUCCAUCUCGAGUUCUGACGAAGAAGAGCUGGACGAACGCAGUGGCCUCCGGACCAAAAAGCGAGGGGAAUUUUCUCAAAAGGUACAUGACAUGCGCGAUGUGAAAGGUCAAAUGAUGAAGUGGGCCCAAGCCGACGAGUAUCGGGCGAAGAGCGCUGGCAAUUCGAGCGCCUACCCGGGAAAUCAGCACGCACCUGUUCGAAGGGAUCGCGAGGCGCCUUUGACGCUUGGGAAAAAUACCACCGUUGACGAACGAGCUGCUGGUUAUAAUAGUAGUUGAACCUUGACAUUAACACCGACAUGUCGUUUCGUGGGGUUAAUAGGCUUGCUGCUGGCAACACCGCGCCUGGUUGUAUCUCCGGAUACUGUCGAAGCGACUUUUCCCAUCCUUCCUGCCAUUCUUCUUCUUCCUCUUCUUCUCCACCAUCUUUAAUUUUAUUUUUCUCCUCCUCCUCCUUAUUUGUCUUCUUCAUGAUCUUCUUUACUCUCAUUCCUCCUCUUAUUUUUAUUUUAUUUUUUAUUUUAUUUCUUCUUUUACUUCUUGUCACCGUGGCCCUUCCUUGGUGUUAUUGUGCAUGGUCCUGGGAAUUUCCUAGCGACCGUAAUAUCCUACCAUGCCUGCAUUGGGGCGUGUUUAUCCUGCGUGGUUAUCCACUUAUUGUUACUGUCAUUCUUACCAUAAUUAUCCCUUCUGCCUGUCUCCUGGUGAUCGUCUCGAUCAGCAAACUUUCAAGACGAAGCGAACUAUCCUCGGGUACUCCGUGUAAGAUUGUGACCAACCAUGAUACCAUCCACAGUUUUUUUUUUACUGGAUCAAACGAGCCAACGAAUGAUCAAUGAGCAUCCUAUUAACGGACGG
This is a messenger RNA of Aspergillus candidus, 2978 nucleotides long. Its product is annotated as C2 domain protein. Gene Ontology annotation, biological process: positive regulation of gene expression. The transcript has 2 exons. NCBI's taxonomy places the organism in Eukaryota, Fungi, Ascomycota, Eurotiomycetes, Eurotiales, Aspergillaceae. Bases 585 to 2399 code for a protein of 604 amino acids. The record is from RefSeq and is a predicted model, not a curated record.